AUGGUUGUGUUGAGGAAACAACCGAGUUCGAGGACACCCAGCAUGAGCCGUCAAGAGGCUGAGGAUGUGCUGAUGAAGGAUGAGGAGCACGAAACGCCUGAAGAGGAAGCGAGAGAAAGGGCGGUGUCAGUACUAAGUAACGCAAAGUUGACCAAGCAAAUCAGGACAGAGCUAGAAGAAGGAUGGAAUCAAGUGAAGGAGGCAGUGGAAGACCUAGAAAGGAGGGUACUCUGUCACUCCAUGGUGCCUGAGGGGCUAAUGAGAGAGAUCAUAGCUACCCUCGCACAAAGGGUAAUUGAAUCAGAACAGGAGUGGAGAGAGUACGUAAGAACUGUAGAGAAGGAUGGAGAGCUGAUUAACGAGUUAUGCAAACAUUUAGAUACCGAUGUUUUCCAGCUGAAAAGGACAGUGGAUCGAGAUGCGGCAAGGCCACCAAUGUGGAUGAGCAGGCACUGCUGCCGGGAAGUGAAGUUGCCAUACCUGCUUCCUCGUGAGCAGGAUCCGUCGAUAGUGGAUUCCUUCCAGGUGUCUGCCAGUUGA
Messenger RNA from Cooperia oncophora, 540 nucleotides. NCBI's taxonomy places the organism in Eukaryota, Metazoa, Nematoda, Chromadorea, Rhabditida, Trichostrongylidae. The record is from the annotation of a GenBank genome assembly.